AUGUGCUUAACAUUCAGUUGAAAUUAAUAGUUUCGUGGCAUCGUCAAAGGAAACAUGAAAUCUUUCUUUGCUUCACUCCCUUUUUACUUACUUCUGAUUUUGAGCACCACCUAUGCAAGAAAAGAUGAGGGUGAGUACUGGAGAGGAGUCAUGAAAGAUCAGCCCCUGCCAGAACCAAUACAAGAGCUUCUUCAAGCUUCUCCAACCUCAUCUGAUGGAAAAACUGAUAGUGGAAUGAGCAAGAAUUUUGAGCCGAUUCCUAAUGCUUCUAUUUAUCAUGAUGAUAUUGGUCUUCAAACAAAAAAUCCAUUGUCUCAGACACAUUCUCUUCAAAAUUUUGAGCCGAUACCUGAUGUCUCAAUUUAUCAUGAUGAUAUUGGAAAGAAGCCAUUAAAUAAAGAAUCAUUUGCUAAGAAAUUUGAACCAAGGCCUGAUUUGACCAUAUAUCAUAAUGACGAAGUUUUCAAAGAAGAGAAGCCAUCAGAAGAGAAAUCCUUUACCAAAGAUGAUUAAGAAAAUUAGUCUUUGUUUUCAUGCAUUGAAAAUUAUGAUGAUCAAGUUAUAUGAUUUGAUAUGUUGUUAUGUAAUUAUAACAUAUUUGAAUUAGCUGUCCUAAGAGCUCCUUUUGUGUUGUAAGAUGUGUAUGAAAUCUCCCUAUGAUAUAAUGGAAGGAAAUUAAUGUGUGUCUA
This is a messenger RNA of Manihot esculenta (cassava), 689 nucleotides long. RefSeq names its product organ-specific protein P4. The coding region runs from base 55 to 513 and encodes 152 amino acids. The transcript is spliced from 2 exons. The record is from RefSeq and is a predicted model, not a curated record. NCBI's taxonomy places the organism in Eukaryota, Viridiplantae, Streptophyta, Magnoliopsida, Malpighiales, Euphorbiaceae.